Rhinichthys klamathensis goyatoka is the source of this 644-nucleotide messenger RNA. RefSeq names its product urate (5-hydroxyiso-) hydrolase b (gene urahb). Gene Ontology annotation, biological process: purine nucleobase metabolic process. Lineage: Eukaryota; Metazoa; Chordata; Actinopteri; Cypriniformes; Leuciscidae. The transcript has 5 exons. The record is from RefSeq and is a predicted model, not a curated record. Gene Ontology annotation, molecular function: hydroxyisourate hydrolase activity. The coding region runs from base 104 to 460 and encodes 118 amino acids.
CACCACUCUUGUGUAUGUAAACGACUUCAAGUGUCCAGAUCCUCCUCAUAUAACCGGCGACACACAGCCAGAUGACACGGACUUCAUAACAGGGUUGAGAGCGAUGGGUUCGGUGAAAGGUCCCCUCACUACACAUGUGCUGAACACCGGGGACGGGGUCCCAGCGGCGCGGAUGGCCCUCAGUCUACACCGCCUGGACCCCCGCAUGACCGUCUGGAGCCUCGUGGCCGUCGGAAACACGGAUGAGGACGGACGCUGUCCGGGACUGAUAACCAGCGACGCCUUCACUCCAGGGAUGUACAAGAUGCGCUUCGAGACGGGCCAGUACUGGGAGAGUUUGGGACAGUCCAGCUUUUACCCUUAUGUUGAGAUCGUCUUCACUGUAAGCACUGCUGAUCACAGCGUUCAUGUGCCGCUGCUGGUGAGCAGAUACUCGUACAGCACCUACAGGGGGAGCUAGACAGCACACACACACACACACACACACACACACACUGUGCUGCAGUUUCAUUCAUCACAUCACAGUGGGUCAACUUCAACACCCCAGCGGUCAAUUAUCUGAACCUCAUCCUGUUGUUGUAUGUUCAAUAUUCUUCUGAAUGACCAAAACUAAAAUAAAAUAUUAUUGUCUCAAUAAUAAUAAA